Molecule: messenger RNA, 7092 nt
Organism: Patella vulgata (common limpet)
Lineage: Eukaryota; Metazoa; Mollusca; Gastropoda; Patellidae
Product: DCN1-like protein 3
Exons: 2
Coding region: 237-1130 (297 amino acids)
Biological process (GO): positive regulation of ubiquitin-protein transferase activity; protein neddylation
Cellular component (GO): ubiquitin ligase complex
Molecular function (GO): ubiquitin-like protein binding; cullin family protein binding; ubiquitin conjugating enzyme binding
Source: RefSeq, a predicted model, not a curated record
CAGUAGUAUUAACAGGAAGUGGUCGUCCAUUUCUCGUGAGAGAAAAAAAAAGAUCGAAGCACUAAAAUAUUUCCUGAUAUUCUGAUACUUUAGAAAAGAAAAUACCGUCUAGCAAUAACUCUGCCUGAAAUGGCUAUGAAGUAAACCAAGAGGGAUGCAUUUAUGUGCAUCUGUGUCACGGAGGAGCUCUAAAUUAGGGCAUAUGGUAAGAGUAAAAGUUGUGUGUGUUAACUCUGAUGGGGAACUGCCUGUCAUGUUGUGAGGCUGAUAGCCACCAGGGUUCUACCUUAACACCUGGUACACAACCUCUGCAACAGGUUCAAAGGUCUCGUGGCUUAGUUCAGUAUCCAGCCACAGAGUUUAAAGAACUCAAAAGACCUGUCAGCACUGAAAACCAAAACCAGAGUCGUGUCUUGGCGCCACCGACUGAGAAAAAAAUGUUUCCACAGUAUACAAAAAUCCCUCCAUUGAAAAAACAAGGUAAUGGUGAAACCAAAAGACUUUCCUUUGUGUCUAAAGAUAUUUCAGAGGCAAAGAUACUUCAACUGUACGAACAGUAUAAAGAUCCGGUCGAAGAAUUGAUUUUAGCAGAAGGUAUUGAACAUUUCUGUCAAGAUCUGGAAGUAAAACCAGAAGAAUUUAUUGUUUUAUUAAUUGCAUGGAAUUUUAAAGCUGAAACAAUGUGUAAAUUUACCAAAGACGAAUUUGUAAACGGUUGUAAGAAUCUCAAAGUUGACUCCAUAAAAAGCAUACGCUCUAAGUUUCCAGAAUUGGAGGCUGAGAUGCAGAAUAAACAAUCCUUUAAGCAUUUGUAUAAAUGGACGUAUAAAUUUUGUUUGGAUAAUGACAGUGGUCAAAGGACGUUACCCGUAGAUGUGGCUAUUAGUCUGUGGAAAUUAGUAUUUACCGGUAGUGAACCAACAUUAUUAGAAGAUUGGCUAGAAUUCCUGGAAAAACAUCCCACUAUUAAAGGCAUUCCAAAAGACACAUGGGAUAUGUUUCUUAAUUUUGUAGAACAAGUCGGAGAUGAUUUAAGUACUUACGAUGAUACAGAAGCAUGGCCGAGUCUCUUGGAUGACUUUGUGGAACACGAGAAUGAUAAAAAGAAUCAAAAUGUGAAAACUGAUUGACGUGUUUUUUCUAAAUUAUCUGUGUGCUCAUACAUAAAAUUGUGCUCUGUUGUUUUUUGGAAUGAUCAUAGUACAUAUAUAAAGUUGGAAGGAAAAAAUGGUAAAAGGAUAAGUUCGCUCACAGUUAUACAUUUUCAGCGGUUGUAAUCUAGAGAAGGAAAGAGCUUAAAUUGUGUACAUGUAUACACUCAACAUUUUGGAACUAGCUAACAUAUUGUACAAUUUUAUUUCAAUAAGGGUCUUUAGCAGUGGGAAAAUAGUGGAGGACCCAGAGAAAACCCACAUGAUUCUGGUUGGGCAGGCAAACCUACUCCUUGUCACGCCCCUUGACUGAAUGACAGACCUUAUGAUCUAACGUGUACAUGUUAGACCAAUGUUCCAUGUUCCCUGUUUUAUCUUAAAGAAAAACAACAGGGUAAUAUUCAUUAUUUGUCACUCUUUCUGAAGACUGAAUGGGUCUGUUAAAUAGAGUUAUCCCCCUUUAUUGCAAUCCUAGAUGUACAUGUCACAAUCAGUGACUGGUCAUUUUGUAAUAAUAUAUAUAUUAUUAGUCCCACACAUUAAGUAUAAUGAUGAUUGUUUGUUUCAUUACAAACUAGUCAUAGCCCUGUAUUCAUUUUUUUAGAAAACCUGUGACACUGUUGUUAUUAUAAAGAACAUAGCUAAUGACUCAAAGUCACCUACUUGUGAAGGUAUAAAAGUAUAGUAUUAAUCAUUCAUAUUAAUCAUAUAUCCUUUGUACUUUAAUAUCUUAAACAAUUCUUUUCUUUCUCAAUGACAAAUAUAAAAAAAACAAGCUUAUCCUUGCAUUGUAAUGUUACACAUGAAGAAAGCUCUCCUGUGUGUGUGUGUGUGUGUUUGUCUUUAUUUUUGUUUGCUUGAAGGGAAACAACACUCUUUUUUGAUAUUUUAUAAAAUUAAUUCAGUUGGAAAUUCUCUACAUCAUAAGAUAAAUUGACAUUAUUAAAUUAUUGUGUGGUUUAAAAAAUUCUUCAUGGUUUUUUUUUUAGGUUGGUCGGGGGAUGGGGUGGUUAGAGGGAGGGGAUUGGACUGCUUAUGAACAAAAAUAUCCUCUAAACAGAGUUGUUUCCCUUGGAUUUUGUAUUUAAUUUAUUCGUCCUUUGGUCGAUAUGCAAUAUUUAAUGUACAGAAUAAGCUUACCUAUAUUUAUGUAAUACUUCAAAAGUAUUCUUUUAAAUUGCUUGCCAUGUGUUUUUCAAGGGUUCUUUGAAAUCCAUUUAAUAUAAUUCCAUUGACGCAUCUAUUAUAUGUGUGUAAUAUACUACUUUUUGAGAGGGUUUAAUGUCCUCUAAUUUCUCAUGUAUAUAGUUCAGUGCUUAAAUGCGUACAUACCUGUAGGGUAAAAUGUCCCAUGUUAAACCUGGCAGCAAUUUAUUAAUUAAAGCUCGAGUUAACGUAAUUUUUGAUCGCUUCUUAAUAAUCAUUAUUUGACAACUACCAAACAAAUUCAAAAACAAAUUCAAUGCAAAUCAAUCAGUCUGUUUGUACAGUAUAUUGACCCUUCUUUAACUGAAAUUGAUUUUUUAUUUAAGAAUUGAGUUUAGAAGCUCAUUAAAAAUAAAUAAGUUAUAAAUGAUGGCUCAAUACUUUAAUUCUUGAAUGAAUGUAUGUAAUGUAACAACAAACACCUCUAUAGAGCCCCUGAAAUCCAAUAGAAUGUGCUGCCCGUCUGGACAAUUAUGUUUCACACUUUAGUAAUAACACAUAAAACAAACGGCAACAAAAACAAAAUUAGAUAUGCAACCUAUUCAAAACAGUUCAAGGAUGUCAAUGUGCUGCAGAUUUCAUAUAACAGACUGGAAUAUACUAAAAUCCAUCAAAUACAUAUUGUAGCAUUAAUGAUGUAAUUGAUACAAUACAUAUACAUGUAAUUACAAACAUCAAUUUACAGAAAUUCUGCCUAAAUACAAAUGCUUAAAUAUCUCUAAUUAUUUUCACGAAAGGGCUUAAUUUGGCCUGUAAAAAAACAUCUCUUUGGACACAUUUGGCAGGGCUGCAGACCUCAAUUUUCUGCCUGAUGCUCUAUUGUUUACAAAGCAUUAAAGUUGAGAAAUUCAAAAUCCUUAAAUUAUGGAUUUAUCUGGAAUAAGAGAGCCACAUAUGGUCCUUAGUGAUUACCACCACAAAAUGGGGUGGAAUUUUGUAUUGUAUUUCAAGAUUUAAUAUAUGUAAGUAUUGGUACAUCUAUUUUGAUAAUUAUACAUGUAUGGUAUUCUGUGGUUUUAUAACUUUUCAUUUUAUGUAUAAGACAUUUUGUUUUAAACUGAGAUGUUCAAGUUCAUCCGUUAUCGGCCAAUAAUUUUGUAAAUCUUUAUGAAUGGAAUUUCACAAUUUCUCUUUUUGUAUUUUGAGGAUUUGCACCUUAUUGGUAAACCUUUCCUUCAAAAUUGACAGUUGUUAAGAACUUCAAAUAACUAUAUACAAUCUUGCUGAAUAUAAGGGUAAGCACAUUAAUCCAACAGACUAAAGCGCUUACGGUUAUCUCAUAUCCAUAAGAGGAAUAUUUAAUAUAUUGAUAAACACUAAUUGGCAAUCAAGCCCACUUGUCAAUUGGAAUAAAUUUAUACAGCUUUUUUUUUAACAAUCUAAUAUAGAUAUAUGUUUGAUACUCUGCUUUAAAUAAUCCUGUAUUUUGCAGCUUUUUUUUUAUUGUUUAUGAUAUAUGUACUCAUUGUCAUUUAUAUUUCAUUUACUUGUAUCAAAAUACAAUCGUUAGUUCUCAGUGUAACUGGGUGUUAUUUAUAUUCAAGUAUAUCAUUCAACACUUCAUUUUAAAUUGAAUGAUCAAAUUUAAAGGCUUGAUGCAUCAUUUAGCUCUAUAGGAAUCCCUUGCAAACUACAAUAUUGUGAAAGCUUAGUCUCUAAUAGGAAUAACAGCCCAAAUAUCGGUUCCAUUCCGUUCAGUAUUUACAAAGUUAUGAUAAAUGGAAGUUUCAUUGAUUUAUGCUGCUCAAGCAUAACAAGAUGCCACCAUCUUUUUUUGGUAGCGGGGAAACCUGAUGGGCCUAGUUUAGACCCAAUUGAAUCCAAGUCAUGACAUUAACUAGCAUUGGUAUUUCUUAAUUAAAGUUAAAUAAUCAGUCUGAGUACAUAUUUAAUGUGUAUUAAGGCCAUGAGAAAAUUGUUAUUUUAGCAAAAAUGUCGGAUCAAGCCUUUAAACCAUAAUGAAUUGAUUAAAAUUCUGGAAAGAAAAAUGUCGCGAACGUGCUUAUGUAUUAACCUAAGUUUAAAAUUUGUUAAUCUAGAAAUUUUUUAAAAAUAUGAUGUAUAUAUAUAUAUAUAUUAAUUCAGAAUGGAUGUUUUUAUGAGAAAUUUGAUGCUGUGUAUGCGAUUCUUAAAAUUGGCCCCUGCUUUGUGGAAUAUUUAUUUCUCUUUCUGUCCUAAUAUGGUGCUAUAUUUUUUUAAGUAAAGGUAAGCAUCAUCCUUUAUCACUUCAUUCCAUAUUUGUUCAUUGUCAUAUUGUCUUGUUAACUACAGUGUUUUUGCGAAAUUUGGAUUGCUAUAGAUAUAUAUAGUUGUAUGGAUUGCUGUAUCAGCCAAAAUAGUUAUAUUGUUAUUUAAGGAUAAAUAAGGAUCAGCAACACCACUCCAUGAGUUUUAAAAAGAUAAGUCAAACCAAUUAGAUCUGAGUAACUACUAGAUCAUAAAAUGGUGUAGGUGGAGAGAAAACGCCCCAGAUAUGAAGUGUUGUCCCUGCUAAAUAGAAAUACAGCAGACUUACUUGACUUUUUAGAUCUUACGACUCUUUAUGAAUUUGUUAAUGGAUCAUACAAGGAAUAAAACAGGAUGUUGUAAUAUUAACAAAAAUCUCAUGUAAUAUGUAAUAAACACUUCUUUUAUUUCAACAUCUCAAGACCAGAAACAUCAUGUAAUAAACUCCUGUCUGAUGUACAUGUACUUCUGUGCAUUGGGGACUAAAUUAUGUUUUAAAUAUCCUUAUAAAAAUGUAGGUUUCACAAAAAUGCCUUCAUAUAAAAUAAUUAUAAUUCUUUUAUUUACAUGCAUGUACUUGAGAGAUUUAAUUAUAGACAUAUUCUAGAAACUGGUAGUUCAUAGCUACAAUAUGUUACAUGUGAAUUGUUAUCACAAGUAAUUGCUCAGUACUGCUGAAAACUACUACAAACAUCUUGUAAAUUGUCCCAAACAUUUAGAUCUAAUGUGGUAAUGGUGUCUGGUCAUGAAUACCAAAAUCAUCACUUCACAAUUAUUGUAAGUAAGAAAUGGUGUUAAAUAUGGGAUAGCAUAUUUCUAAAUACAAUAUAGACCUCAUGGUAGAACUCAUUGGCUACAGUGGGGUGGUGUGUCCAGUCCUACGAACAAAUAUAGAUUCCCAUAGGCAUUAUAUUGAUGCCCUUGAUUAUAACAUGCACAGAUCUUGCAGGGUUAUAGAGAAGGGUGUUUGUUAGAUGCACAUGCAUUUUUGUAAAUUGAUAAAAAUAAACAAACACACAAUAAAUGUUUUUGUGUGUGUUUUUUUGUGUAGAAACUUAUAUUAAUCUUGUAUUGUAUGAAUCACACUUAUAUUUACUGUACUGUGUACAUUUAUUAUUGUAAGAUUUUAUUUAAUGAUUAUUAAGUAUUCUUUGUGUAUGAUGGUUAUACUAUGGAAUUGUGUUUUUAUUAUUAUGCUUUAAAAAGUAGUGUUGUAUAGUGUUUAAUUUUAUUUAAUUUAGUUAGUUAUAAAAAGAUAAUGGGUUUUUAAGCUAUUCAUUUGUUUAUUAAUACAAUAGGAUCUUUUGGUUAAUAGGCUAUGGCAAUAUUUAUGCUCAAACUAAGAAUUAUAACUUCAAGAGACAGUCCCUCCAGCUAUAAUCUGAAGUAAAAUGGAUAAUGAAUUUACAACUAAUAUAUUAAUUGGAUUGCAUCUGUAAAUAUAAAAUAAUGUCCCUGAGAAUACUUUUAAUGUAUUUGUAAAUAGUCACUCUUUAAUUGCAAAAUAGUUGCUAUCGACAGGUCACAUCUUUAAACAUAUUUUGAUAUUGUGAGUAUUUGAGAGGCUGUCACUUUGAGAAGAAAACUGCUGAACAGUUUCAUUGUUUCUUUUAGACAAUCAUUCGGCAUUGUCAUCAGGUAACAACAUGCAAUUCUUAUCCAUAAUCUGUGUGAUAAAUAAAACAGUUUGAAUGUAUUAGAUUAUUAUUGUUAGUGGAGAACAAGAACAAAGGGAUAAAAAAAUCCAUGCUAGUAACUGAUUGUAGGUACUCAUUAAAAGUAUUUAUAUAACAUUAAUGACUAUUCUUUACUGGAGGAGAUACUAUUUUUAGUACAUUAAUGCUAUAUUUCAACCAAAAAUCCUAAACUCAUACUUGUCUUUAUAUUUUUUUUUUAUACUGUUGCUCAUUUAUUUAUUUUAUUAUUGGGGAUAUUAACAGAUGAGUAAUGUUUUCAGUUCAACACAAGUGAUAUUUCAAGAACAUUGACCUGUUUGCCAAAUUUGUUGGACUGACCUUCAGUAUUUCAUACUAGUCACAUUUAUAGAAUAUAAGAUCCAACCACAAUGAAUUAACAUCUAACUAAAUUUUCAAAAUAUAUUAAUUGAUAUGUACUAGAAAUGUGUUGCUUAUUUUCUAUUAAUAAACUGUGAUGAGUAUAACUCAAGGAUCACACUUCCACUGUUGAUCAUCAUACAGUGUAUAGAUGACAUUGGAGAUCAAUGUCCUUCAUGAUAUGAACUGUUCAAUAUAUAUGCAUAUCAUUUACAUUUUUUCAACCCACACGAAAACUACCCUAUAACUUUAUAUUGUAAUCAUUAAUAUCAGUAUAUAAGCUUGUAUCAUCUAGUCAUCAUUAUGUCUUUCUGUUGUAGUUUUGUCUUUGUAAUAACGAUGGUGGUUCUUAUAUAAUCGUAGUGCUAAUAUUAGCCCCCUGUAGUAACAUCAUUGUUCAGCACGUUGUAGUUUAAGUAAUGCUAGCAGUUCAAAUAAAUCUAUUUUAUUUAUGC